GUGGGAUAUAUCCACGGUCAUUUUUUCCCGGGUCUACAUUUGCAACUUUUUUUUUCUUCUCUUACAUUUCCCUCCAAGGAAACUAAAACCACCACAACCAGACAACGAAGUCGCAUUAUAAUUAAUUUUCAAGAGCAAUUCAGUCAGAUAACACACAACUUCGUCGAGAAUCAUGCCUUCGGCCGUCGCUGAGCUGUAAAUUCCCACUACGGGACAUGUCUGGAUUGCUCCUAGGCAUGUCCCGUAGUCCAGCAGUUCACCGAGAUAUUCAAUCAUAAUUCGACAAUUCUCUCGACGAAGUUAUACAGACUUUCACUGUCUUGUGUGCCCUUUCUAACUAAAAAGGUACCUCCCGGAAGUCUGAAUACCCAUCAGAAUUACUGCGCAUAUCGCCCACUCAUUGCGGGCCUUGACGACUUGACUUCGAUUUUAGUGACGACGAUACACUUCCCCCCUCCACCCUCUCUCCUCCCAAUUGCAGUAUACUCUGUCCCACAUUCCUUGCAGCAGUAUACGCAAGACCCAGACGCUUGAUCGACUCAAGGGUCCGUCUUUGGAAUCGAGAAUACAUCGACUAUUCUCGAGUACCGAUUCAGGCUUCACCGCCGUUUACCUCGAUCUUCUUCAGCCCCGAGUCCGGGGGUGGAUCCCGUGUAGACCCCUGCAUCCCUCACAUAUCACACGAUUGGCACGCAUUACAAUGUCCCGUAACGUGCGGCAACAAAGACCCCCGACUACUCCCGUCAAGGGCAAUAAGCGACGUGGCUCCGAUGCGUCGUCGUCGCUUGACCUAUCCGAUGAGGGCGGAUAUUCCGGAGUGGACGACAUCAGCGACUCGGAAGAUGACGAUGAGGAGGAUGUAAAUGCGGCCGAGGAGGAGCAUAUUCUUUCCGACGAGCUGCAGCAAAUCAUUCGCAGUUCUAUCUCUCCUCGGCCGCAUGAGAGUGAAGAUGAACAGGAGGAGGAGGAAGAGGAAGAUGACGAUGACGAGGAGGAUGAUUACGAAGGGGACGAUGAUGAUGCAGAUGAGAAUGCCAGUUGGGACGGUAUCUCGUCAGAAGCAGACGCCGACGAGCUUGGUAAUGAUCAAGGAUAUACAAGCACAGAACGCCGUGUCCGUUUUGACAUCCCUGAGGACUCGUCAGACGGCGAUUCAACAGAAACCGACGACGAUAUUGAUCACGGUUUCUUCCCUGAUCUAUUCGUCGACAAAAGCAUCCUAGACCCUUCUUUUCGGCGAGAGAUUGAGCAUGAUCCAGACCCUUACGACUCAUCUAAUUCGGAGGCAUUUUGGGACCAUUAUGGCCAUGGUACCACUCCAUGGCUUGAAAGCGGCGUCGAUGACACAGCCUCUGAUUAUGAGGCUUUGAUCAGAUCCAUGGAAGAGGAUGACAGCACACCUGUCGCUACCCCUAUGACAAGCCAUGAGCUUUCAACUGCUAUGAACAGCUCAGUUGAUUCGUCCGAAAACGACGAGGUCUCCCUGGACGGAUAUCAAACUGAUGGGGAUACUACCGACGAGGAAGAUCCGCCUGAGAAACCUGUUCGACGUAAGACUCGACGGGAAGUUAUGGAUGACUCUUCCGACUCGGACGUCGUUACACUAAUCCGACCCCGUCGUGGCCAACCACGUAUUGGUCGUUUCAACUUAGAUAAAUCCAGCAAGAAGCCUAUCGCUAUCCUAAACCCAAGGACUGGCAAGAUGAUGAUUUUCACUCAUCAGUGUAUGAGAGGAAGAGGCUUUGAUCUCUCUCCUGAGCAGUUCAAUUUCCAAUAUUUCGAGCAAGCUCCGUCAACCCCUAUCCUCAGCAAUCCAGGCAAUAUCAUGAUGAGUGGCAUGAUCUCCUCUAGUACAUAUGGAGAUUUCAUGAACACUCACACUGUCGGCCCUGCUGAAGCCUGGUAUUCCCAAGCAUCCGACGGAAAUGCGGUUGAGUCCUCUGACUCUGAAGACCAAGUUGUCGAUGAGGCAGAGAAGAGUCUCAAGUUGGAAGAUUUCAUCACUCUAGAUGACGAUGAAGAAGAGGAGGAAUCGUCUGAAGGCGAGAAGGGCCUCGAGCACGACGAAGGCGACGAUCAAAUAUUUUUUACCCCUAACCGCACGCCAGGCCGCCCGAAUACCGCGUCCAGUGAUGUAACUUCCCUUCUCGAACAUUUCGAACACAACACCGACAUCGUCGGUGCAUUCCGUCGAGACCAGGCGAAUCACCGAUUAAUCAGCCGCAGCAAAGCUACUCGUGAUUCGCUCGCAUUCUCCGGCCCCUAUUAUGAAGGUACGCUUCGCGGCAUUAAGGAUGGACGCAUCGCUACUACCAACGUUCCCAUUUCCCCUAUGCGAAAACAGAAGAAGAUGAUGCCGGAGCUUACCAGCAGUCCCCUCGCGACAAUGUCGCAAAAGAGAAAGGCAUCGUCGGAGCACCAUCUGGGUCAUAAACGACAGAGGAGCAUUCCAGACGUAGAUCUCCUCAAAAUCUAACCCUUUAAUACAACAAGACCCCUCGCCCGACUGCCCCUCUACCAAAUACGACGAUGGACGGUGUGGCCUAUUCCCAUAGGUCAUUUCCUGGCCAUUCAAAUCACACAUUGCAAAACUCUGCGUAUUUCCUAUUAUGAGUCUAACUGAUUCCCUUUGCUUUCAAUUCAACCAACCACACCCAUUUGCCCCCCAAACGAUCCCCCAAUAGCACUUUGUCAUCCUCCAAUUCUUACUUAAUUGGCAUUUUGAUAAGGCAGACGUGGCCACGUUUCGAGACGUAUAACAACUCCCGUCCACGACCCUGCCUUUGAGUACAUCUGAUAGAAAUUUCUUGAACGUACCGCCAUAAUCAAAACUUCGAGAACCAAAGAGCUCAGGAACUAUGGAUUUUGUUCAAAUUUCCUUGAUGUGGCAAUUGAGCAGAUCACAUUCGGGCCGGAUAAUUUCUAAUGCAUAUUAAAACAGCUGUGGGACGAAAUGUUUCGCAUCUGUAGCAAUAGGGGGGCAAUGUCUGCUGGGAUAUUUACGAGAUAAAUCGUGUUCGUAACCAUGCCGAAAGGUAUGAUUGCUUUCAUGAGUCUCAUCCCAAUUUAGGAGACGACGCUAUUCGCGGUCUCAUGUUAUUUCAUAGCAAACUCAAUAAAAAGCUGAUUUCCUCA
This is a messenger RNA of Hypoxylon trugodes, 3135 nucleotides long. RefSeq lists its product as uncharacterized. NCBI's taxonomy places the organism in Eukaryota, Fungi, Ascomycota, Sordariomycetes, Xylariales, Hypoxylaceae. The record is from RefSeq and is a predicted model, not a curated record. The transcript is spliced from 2 exons. Bases 701 to 2476 code for a protein of 591 amino acids.